UGCGGUCUUUGCUUACGCGCGGUCGCUCGUACGAGAGUAGCGAGCGAGUGUAAGAACAGCGAACGACGUGAAGUACGCCGAGAGUACGCGAAGUACGCGAGGAAGGAAGCGACGACGACGGUUACGUCGGCCACCCGCCAUCAACGUUUGCACUUUCGGGUUCGCGCGAGCUCUCUCUCCUCUCCUACCCCGCUUUGUGUUUCUCGCCGCGCCGAAACGCAGCAGCCGCUCGCGCCCAAGUGCCUCGCUAUUUCGAAAGUCUCUCGCGCACUCGGAAAACGGGGGAGCAGUACGCAAAUACACACGUACAAUCGCACACAGUACCCCCCUCUCUUUUGCUCCCCCCGCGCGAAUAGUGGUGCGUCUACGUCGCGCCAGUACGGGCGUCCUUCCGCGUUCCCCGCGCGCGCGCCCCUACGGAUUAACGGCUUAGUGGAGUGAUUUCGUUUACCUCGGAUCGUUCCGCCGAAGGACCCGGCGCGGGCUCGUUUCUCGCGAACUGUGCGCGGCUUCGGUGGUGUGAUCCCCCCGGCCCCACGGCGAGGGAAGUCGGUGCGGAGAGCCUGCUCGCCGGAGUUCCUCGACUUUCCGCCAUCAGUCAACGAGAGAAUCUCACGCGGGGAUGUCGAGGUAGCCCCCCCAUCCAUCCGCAGGACUGGGAUUACCAUGCUGGACACGGCCACGAGUCGCAGGUGGCUGUCAGACGUCCAGGCUGAAAGCGCGAAGGGUAUAGAUCGGCAGCGGUAUGUUCGCAAAAUGGCAUUAAAGCUUCGACUAUCUUCCUCCUGAGUCGCUCUGCGAUGUUGUUUAGGUAAGCGGGAGGGAGGCGCUGCUGACCGGUGGCGGCGGCGGCCAUGCGCCCCGGCCCGCCAGUACAGCCGAGCCACCGCAGGCCUCCCCGUCGCCAGCAUCCGCACCAGCAGCAGCUCCAUCAGGAGCGCGACCGACAGCGGCAGCGGCAGCAUCGGCUGCACCUGCCGCGCGCCAACGGCGGUAGCCCGCGCGCCCUUCUGGUGCUGCUGCUACUGGCCAGCAGUCUUUUGGUCCAGGCCGAGCCGCCGGAACUACUCGUGGCCCAGCAGCAGGCGCUCAUUGGUCAGUAUCAAACGGGACUGACGACCGAGUCGAACGCGCCGAAGGAGAACCCGCAGAAGCAGAACUUGACCAUCGGCUACCUCACGGCCAUCAAGGGUGGCCUCAAGGACCGCCAGGGCCUCGCCAUCUCCGGCGCUCUGUCCAUGGCUCUCGACGAGAUCAACAGCGAUCCGAACCUUCUGCCGAACGUGACGCUGCUGAUGCGAUGGAACGACACGAGGGGAGAGACCGUCGAAGCUACCAGGGCAAUGAUCGACAUGAUCUGUGACGGGGUCGUGGCCUUCUUCGGACCGGAAGGCUCCUGCUACGUCGAGGCCAUAGUUUCUCAGUCCCGCAACAUACCUAUGAUCAGUUACAAAUGCUCGGACUACAAGGCUUCGAACGUGAACACCUUUGCGAGGACCGAGCCUCCAGACACGCAGGUGACCAAGUCGGUGAUCGCCCUGCUGCUGCACUACGGAUGGAACAAAUUCUCGAUCGUGGCCGAAAAGGCUUGGUCGACGGUGGCCCGUUCGCUGGAGAACCAGGCAGCCGAGAACAACCUCACCGUCAACCAUUACCGGCUCGUCGAGGACCGGCACACGUGCUGCGAGGAGAGGAUGCCUUGCUGUGAAGUCCCCGUAUGGUUCCAACUAAUACAGGAGACCAAAAAUAAGACCCGCAUCUACAUCUUCCUGGGUACGGCAAUAUCAUUGAUAGAUAUGAUGAAUUCGAUGCAAAACCAAAAGCUGCUGGACAACGGGGAGUACAUGGUGAUACACGUGGACAUGAUGACGUAUUCGCCGCGCGAAGCGAAGAAAUAUUUAUGGAAGCCGGAGCACUUCAGUAAUCUGAAACAUUGCCUCGAACCAAGUAACUUCCUGCAAAAGGCGCGCUCGCUGAUGGUGGUCGUGUCGUCGCCACCGACGCAGAAUUACGAGGAGUUCACGAAGAAAGUCCGCGAAUUCAAUUCGAAGGAGCCGUUCAAUUUCACGACUCCCGAGCUUCUGAAAAAGUUCGAGAAGUAUGUAUCCAUUCACGCGGCGUACCUGUACGAUUCCGUCAUGCUGUACGCGAGGGCCUUGGACCAGCUGUUGCGGGAUCAACCGAAUCAAUCGCUGAUGGAGGUCGCCGGCAACGGCACCCGGAUAAUCGAGACGAUUAUCAAGAAUCAUACAUAUCAAAGUGUGAGCGGCGCGACCAUCAAGCUGGACCAAUUCGGCGACUCGGAGGGUAACUUCUCGGUGCUCGCUCUGAAGAAAGAGCCUUUUCAGCUGAACAACUUCACCUGCACAUACCAGAUGAAGCCCGUGGGCCAGUUUCAGCAGGGUGAAACUCUAGUGUACAGGCCAUCGGGGGCCAUGGAUUGGCCCGGCAAGAACAAGCCGGAGGCCGAACCCGGCUGCGGUUUCUUCAAUGAGCACUGCCCGAAGAAGGACACUCAUCACCACAGCAUUAUCGCUGCCGGGGUGCUGGGCGUUUUGGUGAUAUGCGCCACGGCGAUCACCAUCAGCAUUUACCGAAAGUGGAAGAUAGAGCAGGAGAUAGAGGGCUUGCUCUGGAGGAUCGACUUGAGCGAGAUUCACAGUCCGCAUCUCGACAACAUGAUGUCCUCCCCUAGUAAGUUAAGUUUAGUUAGUGCAAUGUCCUACGAGUCCAAAUGCGGUGGCCAAGUGUUCGCGCAGACCGGCCAUUACCGCGGUGUGGUAGUGCGGAUAAAGGAGCUGAAGUUCUCGAAGAAAAAAGACAUUUCACGGGACGACAUGAAGGAAUUGCGCAUUCUCCGUGAAAUUAGACACGAUAAUCUCAACUCUUUCGUCGGGGCGUGCGUGGAGCCGAUGAGGAUAUUGUUACUUACCGAGUAUUGUGCCAAAGGAAGUCUUUAUGACAUUAUCGAAAACGAAGAUAUCAAGUUAGAUAAUAUGUUCAUUACGUCGUUAGUUCACGAUCUCAUUAAGGGUAUGCUGUACAUUCACGAUUCACCUGUGCUAGUCUGUCAUGGUAAUCUAAAGUCUUCCAAUUGUGUCGUGACCUCACGUUGGGUACUCCAAGUCUCCGAUUUCGGUCUUCAUGAUAUGCGUCACUGCGCCGAGUCCGGCAGCAUCGGUGAACAUCAGUAUUAUCAAAACUUGCUUUGGAAGGCUCCCGAGCUAUUGAGAGAACCAAAUAAUGCGAUCAGGGGCACGCAGAAAGGAGACGUUUACUCUUUUGCUAUUAUUCUCUUCGAGAUGAUCGGACGGAAGGGGCCGUACGGUAUAACCAUGGACCCCAAAGACAUCAUCGAACGGGUGAAGAACUACAACCCGAAGGACAAGGAAGAGGACAAGAAGAAACUGCCGUUCAGGCCUGACAUAGACGUACUCACCAAGUCUAAAGCGGACUGCGCCGAAUACGUAGUGAACACUAUCACAGACUGUUGGGACGAGGAUCCGAACCUCAGGCCAGACUUUAAGGUGAUAAGGAGCCGACUGAUGGCGAUGAAGGCCGGAACGAAUCAAAAUAUAAUGGACCAAAUGAUGCACAUGAUGGAGACAUACGCGAACAACCUCGAGGAUCUAGUCAGUGAGCGUACGCGCCUUCUCUUCGAGGAGAAACAGAAAACCGAGGACCUGCUGCAUAGAAUGUUACCCAAGCCUGUCGCGAAUCGUCUGACGAACGGUAUCGGAGUAGAGCCCGAGGCCUUUGAUCUGGUCACUAUAUACUUCAGCGAUAUCGUCGGCUUCACGGCGAUGUCGGCGGAGAGCACGCCGUUCGAGGUUGUAAAUUUCCUGAAUGACCUGUAUACCUUGUUCGAUCGUAUAAUCAAGGGAUACGACGUGUACAAAGUGGAGACGAUCGGAGACGCCUACAUGGUCGUUUCCGGUCUUCCGAUAAAAAACGGAGACAGGCAUGCCGGCGAGAUAGCGUCGAUGUCGUUGGAAUUACUUAACGCUGUUAAACAGCACACGAUAGCUCAUCGACCUCAUGAAACCCUCAAGCUGCGCAUCGGUAUUCACACGGGUCCUGUGGUAGCGGGCGUUGUCGGUCUAACGAUGCCUAGGUAUUGCUUGUUCGGGGACACCGUAAACACCGCGUCUCGCAUGGAGUCCAACGGAGAGCCAUUGCGGAUACAUAUCAGCGGACAGUGCAAGAAUGCUCUCGAUAAGAUCGGAGGGUACAUUAUCGAAGAACGUGGCUUUGUACACAUGAAAGGCAAAGGGGAGGUGAAGACAUACUGGCUCACGGGAACCACCGAGAAAGCCAUUCAAAAACGAGAGGUCGAUGUGGGCGAUCUUCCGCCUCUGUUCUGCACACCACGAAGAAGGCAGUCGAACGUACCGCGUCUACUAGCGGAUGACUCGUCGUCCCAGUGCGGAGGCUCGAGUCCAGUUCCACGAUCGUUCCACGCACCCAAGUUCGAGGGAUCUCGCCUGUCUCUGGCUAAGAGCAUCUCGAAGACCACGAUAGACAACGUGCCGAUUCUGGAGGAGGCGCAGGAACGCGCCGCCGACAUCAAGUCGGCCUUCGACGAUUUCCUCACGGACACCGGGCCGAAGUUCCGGAAAAACGCACGUCUGUCCACCAUCGCGUCCUCGUCGUCGACCAGCGACUAUCCGUCUCAGCUUGUUAUUCGCGAAUCUCGCUCGCUGGACCCGUUCCCCUGCGACAUUUACAACAAACAGUUCGAGUCGCCGAGCCUCUCCUGGAAGGAGCCCAAAAAGAUCUUCUGCUCGUUGGAGAAUUGUGUCAAGUUCACGCGGAUCAAUUCGAAAACGGACAUUCCCGAGAAACUGCUGGACAACAAUCAUCCUAACGGCAAUGUGAUAAUUGUGCCUCAUACCGGUGACUCUCCGAACGAAGCAGAAAUGCCGUUAUUAGGUGACGACGGCGGCUGCAUGGGAGAAGUACUACCAAUCAAGCGCUGGCGCUCACUGGAUCAGGAGAUAUCCGGGCCUAGCACGGACAGUGUACCUGAUAAAAAGUCUUCCGCGCGAAAUUCAAUUAGAAGUUGGCUAGUUAAUCUGUUCAAUGGUACUGGAUUGCGCAGUAGCGAAUAUUUAGGGAAAGGGAUGGAACGGUACGAGAUGCAACCCGAACGCGAAAGUAUAGUCUAGCGCACAUAUGAGCGAGCGAGCGAACGAGAGAGAGAGAGAGAGAGAGAGAUGUUCUUUGUUUUUAUUUUCUUUGUCUCUUCUGCGACGGAGGGAAGCGAGGGAUAGAAAUAUCGCUUGUAGGACCGGAAAACUGCGCAACUACACGGAGUAUAUUAUUACGUUUACGAGUCAUAAGCAUGAGUUAUUGUUGCCAUCUUUUUUCUAGCUUAGUUAUGUGCAAUUUAUGUAUAUGAAAGUUACCGACAUUGUAUAUUUUUUAAUAUCUAGAUAUUUUAUAACUUGUACUAAAAAAAACGUGCCCAUCGAGGUGAUGUAGUAGGAAGCGACUUUUAUGUAGCACACACAGGACUGUUCUCUUUAAGAUUUUUUAAUUCGAUUGUGUAUAGCGCGAAAGACGCUAGACUAUUUUAUAAAAAUCAUGACCAAAGUACAGACACUUCGACCGGCGAUUUAUUUGGUUUAAUGGCGUGAGAAAAACGGAAUUUGGGCGGCAUCGCGUACGCACACGCACAAUCAAACAUGCAGCAUGAAUGUAUAAGGUGUGUAUAUGUAUAAUACGUUCAUUAAUACAUAUGUAAAUCCAAGUAUAUCGUUAAUACUGUUAUAUAUGUUAUAUAUAUAAUAGUAUUAAUACUAUAUAUAUAUAUAAUAUUAAUAUUAUAUAUUAAUGUAUAUAUGAUAUUAAUAUUUAUAUCGUAUAUAUAUAAUAUAUAUUAUAUACACAUAUGCAUGUACAUAUGUAACUAUGUACACACUAUUGUGUGUGUGUGUGUGUGUGUGUGUGUGUGUGUGUGUGUGUGUGUGUGUGUGUGUGUGUGUGUGUGUGUGUGUGUGUGUGUGUGUGNGUGUGUGUGUGUGUGUGUGUGUGUGUGUGUGUGUGUGUGUAACCUCUAUAUAUAGUAUCUCUAGUAUCUACAUUUAAUAAUACUUGUUCACUGAAGGAAGCAAAUUAUCCGUAUGGCUGUGAAAAGUGAACUAGAUUGUACCUAAGGUGCUUAGUAAUAUAUCAUGUUGUCAAAUGUAUAUAACUGAAUAAUAAUAUAUCAAUGUAAAGAUAAAAUAUAAA
Molecule: messenger RNA, 6234 nt
Organism: Dinoponera quadriceps
Lineage: Eukaryota; Metazoa; Arthropoda; Insecta; Hymenoptera; Formicidae
Product: guanylate cyclase 32E-like
Exons: 20
Coding region: 855-5168 (1437 amino acids)
Biological process (GO): intracellular signal transduction; cGMP biosynthetic process; protein phosphorylation
Molecular function (GO): peptide receptor activity; ATP binding; protein kinase activity
Source: RefSeq, a predicted model, not a curated record